This is a messenger RNA of Zasmidium cellare ATCC 36951, 243 nucleotides long. RefSeq lists its product as uncharacterized. The transcript has a single exon. Lineage: Eukaryota; Fungi; Ascomycota; Dothideomycetes; Mycosphaerellales; Mycosphaerellaceae. The record is from RefSeq and is a predicted model, not a curated record. The annotation marks the transcript as partial.
AUGCCAGACCCUACAGAGAUCACGACCUCGUUAUGCGAAAUCUUGCAGAUCGUUCUUCAAUCCGCGACAUCACUACGCUCUACUACGGGUGGAUACAACGAUCGCGACCGAACUCUACGGAGACUUCAAAAUGAGCUUAGGGACUUGACGGAGGUCCUUAAGCUGUUGAUCGAAGUGUCUAUACAAGAGUCAGCAUUAGUACCUCCAUUGGGCCCUGUCGAAAGAUGUACCAAAUUAUGCCAA